AUGCUGUCCCCUGUGGCCUCUUUCAAGCGGCACUCGGCCGGCCUUCUUCUGGCCCUCGUGGUCGUGCUCUGCCUGCUAGUCGACUUCUCCACUGCCGCCACCAAGAUCCGAGAUGGCGCCGACCCCUCCAUCAUCAAGGUCGGUGACAACUACUUCUCGGUCGAGUCGGCCGGCGGUGGCAUCUGGGUCCGCAAGGCCACCUCCCUCCUCGGCCUCGGCGCCGAUGGUGUCGAGCGGAAGAAGGUCUGGUCCGACUCUACCAACCUGGGCGAGGUCUGGGCCCCUGAGAUCUCCAUGGACAGCGGCAAGACGUGGAUCCAUUUCGCCGCCGGCACUGGCCCCGCCCACCGCAUGUACGCCAUCAGCUCCGACACCCCUGACGGAACCUACUCAAGCCACACCAAAGUGAACCUGCCCGAUGACCGCUGGGCCAUCGACGGCACCCUCUUCAUCUUUGAGGGCCAGCGAUGGUUCGUCUGGUCCGGCUGGUCGGGCGAGACAAGCGGCGGCAUGCAGAACCUGUACAUCUGCAAGAUGAGCAGCCCGACCCAGAGCACCGGCGGCCGCUUCAUCAUCUCCCAGCCCAAGGAGACGUGGGAGCAGGGCGACAGCCCGCUCAUCAACGAGGGCCCAGAGGCCAUCAUCGACCCCAACGGCCAGCUGCACAUCGUCUACUCCGCCAACGGCAGCUGGGGCUCCAAGUACUGCCUGGCUGACCUUCGUCUGAAGAAGGGCGGUAACCCCACCAAUGUCUGGGAUUGGUACAAGUCCAACGGAUGCCUCUUCGGCUCUCACCAGGACCGGAUGAUGUCCGGCUGGGACGCCACCGUCCAGGUCGAUGGCCCCGGCCACCAUACCUUUGUGAUGCCCAACGGUGACAUCAGGAACAGCCAGGGAGGCACCUCGAGGAUUCCUUUCGUCUUCCAUGCCGUCAAGAAGGGCGAGACCUACAGCUGGUCGAACCGUGACUGGUUCACCGGCAGCUGGGUCUGGUGGAGCAAGACCAACUACCACCGUGGUGGCAACACCCCCGGCGACCACGACAACUCGGGCUACAGCUUCAAGUUCUUCGAGUAA
Molecule: messenger RNA, 1077 nt
Organism: Thyridium curvatum
Lineage: Eukaryota; Fungi; Ascomycota; Sordariomycetes; Thyridiales; Thyridiaceae
Exons: 1
Coding region: 1-1077 (358 amino acids)
Biological process (GO): carbohydrate metabolic process
Molecular function (GO): hydrolase activity, hydrolyzing O-glycosyl compounds
Source: RefSeq, a predicted model, not a curated record